UAACAUUUUUUUCGGACUCCCCCGACUGAUUAUCAGUGUCGGAGUCACAACAAAGAUUUUUUUCCACGAGAGUAGCAAAUAAAUAUCAAAAUUCGGAAAAGACCCUAUUCUAAAGGGUUUUAGACGUCAGACCUUUUGUCGGACGCAACAGAAGGCACUUCCCAAAAGAUUCGCAGAGACAAGUUCUCCUACUGGACAUUUGCCGCGUCCUGAAUCAUAGCCCGGAAGUACCGAAGCCCAGCCGGGCGAGCACACCGUGUACACAGAUGGCUUUCGAUUCGCCGUCGAUUGUUUCCGAAAGCCGUCUCGCUUCUCGGAGAAAAAUGGCUGUCCUCUUAAGGCGAAGCAGUUUCCCGUUACGAGCGAGACGCGUUGGCUACCAUCGGCGGCAGUCCGGCGGGGUUUACACGUGGUGCGACGUCAGCGGGAGGACGAAGCGCGGAGGCGGGGGGAUCCUGAGGACCUGCCUGGGCGCGGGUGCCACCUGCGGUUCGCUCCUGUACCUCCUGGACAGAUCGGUCGAGGCCAUGAGUCCCGUUCCGCGCCUGCCGAGCUACCCCUGGGAGUUCCAAGGCUACCUCAAGUCCCUCGACCACUCGGCCGUGAGGAGGGGCUGGCAAGUGUACAUGACCGCGUGCUACUCGUGCCACAGCUUGCGUUAUGUGCGAUUCAUGGAUCUUAUCAACGUGUCGCACACGGAGAACGAGGUCAAGGACAUCGCCGCCGAGUUCGAGGUGCAGGACGGCCCCGACGACGAAGGCAAUUACUACACGAGACCCGGAAGAACGAGCGACCUGAUACCGCCCGCGUUCCCGAACGAGCAGGCGGCCAAGGCGGCCAACCUCGGCAUGUACCCGUCGGAUCUAACCUACUUUGUCCACAGCAAGAGCAACGGCACGAAUUACCUGUUCGCCUUCUUGACGGGAUGGAUGGAGCCGCCGGCGGGCGUCGCUGUGACCGAGCUGCAACACUUCAACGUGUACUUCCCCGGCAACGUGGUGAGCAUGCCGCAGGUGCUAUUUGAGAAUAUCUUGGAGUACGACGACGGCACCCCGGCGACCAUCUCGCAAAUGGCCAAGGACUUGGUCGAGUUUUUCACAUGGACCGCCUCGCAAGAGUUCGACCAGCGAAAAUCGAUGUUUAUCAGGGCGAUGGGAGUCUCUCUCAUGUUGCUGGCCUCGACGUUCUAUUACCACAGAUACGUCUGGUCGUCCAUGAGGAGCCGUCAGAUCGCAUACGUGCCCAAGAGAAGAAAAUGUUAGGACGCGUCAUCUUCAGCGAAUAGAAUUUUCAGCGAAUACCCGAGGGAGGAAAAUUGCUCCUCGACGUCGGGAGGGAAACAACAGACGCGGUCGAAAAUUUGCCAUCGCGACCGACGACGAUCGUUUGCCGCAGUUUCGAGGUCCAAGCAGCAGAUUGCUAGAGGAAAAGCGCGAGCGCCGGCGACUCGAAUCGGCGACCGUUCGCGGAUUCAGAUGCACAAUAAACCACGAACAGUGAUUAAUCGUAAAUAAAGAAGAGGCGGGGGCGUCGAGCUGAAUCGCACUCCGCCGGAGGUUAUUUAUCGAAGCGGAUUUUAGCUCGGCUCCCUUCUCUCUGCCUCUCGUGACACGAUGACAACGUAAAUCUGUAAUUCUUAUUUAGAACCGAGACGCGCGCGCGCGCGCGCGCACACAUCAACGCCCACGAGCCCCUACAAAGUUGCAUCAGAGUGUGCACCUGUACGCGUAAAAAUGCGCUCUAAAAAUACGCCCGACAUCGCGACGGACUGCAGCGCGAAUCCCACGCCGCCGUGCUGCGUUGGCUGCGCCCGCGGAAUAGCGACAACGACGUUGUCGUCGUCGUCGUCGUCGUGCAAAGAAGAAUACGUGCGACCCAGCGCGGGACCGACUGACCGACCGACCGGACCGUUUGACUGGCUUCUUCAGCAACGGCAUGCGCGCCGUCGAUAAUCGUUUCGCAAUGCGCGGCCUUGACGAUGCCUGUAUAGUGGCCGAUCGGCCCGUCUAAAAAUAGGAGAAGCUCUCUUGCGAGGAGAGAGAGAGAGAGAGAGAGAGAGAGAGAGAGAGAG
Harpegnathos saltator (Jerdon's jumping ant) is the source of this 2071-nucleotide messenger RNA. RefSeq names its product cytochrome c1-2, heme protein, mitochondrial. Gene Ontology annotation, cellular component: respiratory chain complex III. The coding region runs from base 267 to 1262 and encodes 331 amino acids. Gene Ontology annotation, biological process: mitochondrial electron transport, ubiquinol to cytochrome c. The record is from RefSeq and is a predicted model, not a curated record. Gene Ontology annotation, molecular function: heme binding; electron transfer activity. The transcript has 3 exons. Lineage: Eukaryota; Metazoa; Arthropoda; Insecta; Hymenoptera; Formicidae.